AAAGGACAUUAGGUCAUGGGAUUUGACCCAUGGCGGUGCUGCCUUCCUGGGUCCUGCCAGUCUAGCUCCUCAUCCCCACCAAAGUUGAAAUUCCAUACCUGGAUUUCCCUACCCGAGGCCACCCCCAGCCGGAGGGUAGCCCGCCCCCCCGGAGGCUCAGUGGUGUGUGCCCCGGGUCUGUGGGUGGGUGACGGUGGGAGAGUAAGGAGAAGAGAGGAGAGUCCCAAGGCUCCACUCCUCAGGCUGGGCUACUUGACUGUCAACAUUGAGCCUCUGCCCCCAGUGGUGGCUGGGGAUGCCGUGACCUUAAAGUGUAACUUCAAGACAGAUGGUCGCAUGCGUGAGAUUGUGUGGUACCGGGUGACUGAUGGCGGCACCAUCAAGCAGAAGAUCUUCACAUUUGACGCCAUGUUCUCCACCAACUACUCGCACAUGGAGAACUACCGCCGGCGGGAGGACCUGGUGUACCAGUCCACCGUGAGGCUGCCCGAGGUCCGGAUCUCAGACAAUGGUCCCUACGAGUGUCACGUGGGCAUCUACGACCGCGCCACCAGGGAGAAGGUGGUCCUGGCCUCAGGGAACAUCUUCCUCAAUGUCAUGGCUCCUCCCACCUCCAUUGAAGUGGUGGCCGCGGACUCGCCCUCCCCCUUCAGCCGCUACCAAGCCCAGAACUUCACACUGGUCUGCAUCGUGUCUGGAGGGAAGCCAGCGCCCAUGGUUUAUUUCAAACGUGAUGGGGAGCCAAUCGACACAGUGCCCCUAUCAGAGCCACCAGCUGCGAGCGCUGGUCCCCUCCAGGACAGCAGGCCCUUUCGAAGCCUCCUGCACCGUGAUCUGGAUGACACCAAGAUGCAAAAGUCACUGUCCCUCCUGGAUGCGGAGAACCGGGGUGGGCGUCCCUACACGGAGCACCCCUCCCACAGCCUGACCCCGGACCCCAGCUUCCUCCUCCAGCCCACCACAGAGAACGUCCCAGAGACAGUCGUGAGCCGCGAGUUCCCCCGCUGGGUCCACAGCGCGGAGCCCAUCUACUUCUUGCGCCACAGCCGCACUCCGGGCAGUGAUGGCACCGUGGAAGUGCGCGCCCUGCUCACCUGGACCCUCAACCCGCAAAUUGACAAUGAGGCCCUGUUCAGCUGUGAGGUCAAGCACCCCGCGCUGUCAAUGCCCAUGCAGGCAGAGGUCACACUGGUUGCCCCGAGAGGCCCCAAAAUCGUGAUGACACCCAGCAGAGCCCGGGUCGGGGACACAGUGAGGAUCCUGGUCCAUGGAUUUCAGCAGAAUGAGGUCUUCCCAGAGCCCGUGUUCACAUGGACACGGGUAGGGAGCCGCCUCCUGGACGGCAGCAGUGAGUUCGAUGGGAAGGAACUGGUGCUGGAGCGGGUCCCUGCCGAGCUCAAUGGCUCCAUGUACCGCUGCACAGCCCAGAACCCGCUGGGAUCCACCGACACGCACACCCGGCUCAUCGUGUUUGAAAAUCCAAAUAUUCCAAGAGGAACAGAGGACUCCAAUGGCUCUGCAUCUGGCCCCGCUGGCGUCCGGCUCCCCCUGGUGCUUGCCCUGACAGUGGUUCUGGAGCUGACGUGAAGGCGCCACCUGCUCCCAGCACUCCUCUGGCACUGACAUCUCUGCGACUGGUUUUCAUUUCUUUUCUAAACAAUUUCCAGUCUUGUUCUUAGUCUCUUUCUGUCUGUGUCUUGGCUUCUUCAGUCCAUUUAAUUAAAACAAACAGACCAAUUUUCCCCACCGCGA
Heterocephalus glaber (naked mole-rat) is the source of this 1752-nucleotide messenger RNA. NCBI's taxonomy places the organism in Eukaryota, Metazoa, Chordata, Mammalia, Rodentia, Bathyergidae. The record is from RefSeq and is a predicted model, not a curated record.